AUGCCGAUUAAGAGACAAACCAUUCCUCGCCUGGAAUUGUUGGGAGCGUUGAUCUUAGCUCGUAUCGUAAACAAACUUAAGUCCCUUGGCAUCGAAUCUCCUACAGUGAUGUGGACAGACUCCAUGAAAACGCUUUGUUGGAUUAAGAACGAACGAGUAUGGAAACAGUACAUAGGCCAACGUGUUGACGAGAUUCGCCUCUUAACUCACAAAGAUUCGUGGAGACAUUGCCCCGGAGAGAUUAACCCCGCCAAUCUUCCAACUAGAGGAUUAACCGCCAAAGAACUUUCCACUUGUAAUACUUGGUGGAAUGGCCCAAAUUUCCUGCGUAAUCCCGUCAACAAGUGGCCUAAAAUGUCACAAACAGCACAAACCGAGGAAGAAGAAAUUCAGCGAAAAGAGAUCAAGAACAAAAAGAUAAUUGACAUUGAGCGUUACAGCAACAUCACGACAUUACUUGGCGUGACAGCGUAUGUGACCAGAUUUGUCAACAGUCUCAAGAAGAGGGUACGAGGAAAGAAUAAUGGAGAUUUAAACCAGGAAUUAACAGCAGACGAAUUAAUGAACUCUGAAACCUUAUGGAUCAAAUCGGUACAGACGACUGCGUUUGUCGACGAACUUUCCUUUCUUAAUCGGAAAAGCUCCAAGUCUACGCCCCCUAUUCGAGUAGCUCAGUUUGGGUUAUUUCUUAGCGAGAACCAGACAAUCAGAUGCAAAGGACGAAUCUCCAACGCUUCACUACCCACUUCUAGCAAGUCUCCAAUUCUUUUGCCAGCAAAGCACACCUUCGUAAAGCUUGUAAUCAAACAAACUCACGAUCGGGUCAAGCAUUCAGGAAUCAAUGCUACACUGACAGCUUUGAGAGAGCGAUACUGGGUUUUGCGUGGACGCGCAACAGUAAAGAAAGUUAUCCGUCGCUGUGUUGUUUCCCGCAGGUACGAAGCAUCAUCAUGCAAGCCCUCACAUUUCGCCGAUUUACCAAGUCAUCGAGUCUCCGACGAUCCGCCUUUUACACACAUCAGACUGGAUUUCGCCGGACCAUUGUACGUCAAAGAAACCCAUAAAAGUUUACAAGCGAGAGACUCCGACUCCAACAAGGUUUACGUGUGUCUAUUUACAUGCGCGUCAACUAGAGCUGUUCAUCUGGAAUUGACACGUGGACUGACUGUACAAUAUUUCUUACUAGCCUUCCCCAGAUUCGCCAGUAGACGAGGAUUACCGGCAACGAUACAAUCUGAUAACGCGAAAACGUUUCAAUCUUCCAGCAAAGAAAUUCGAAAGAUCGCUAGAUCACCAAAAGUCUGA
This is a messenger RNA of Pocillopora verrucosa, 1305 nucleotides long. The record is from RefSeq and is a predicted model, not a curated record. Lineage: Eukaryota; Metazoa; Cnidaria; Anthozoa; Scleractinia; Pocilloporidae.